Molecule: messenger RNA, 2419 nt
Organism: Carlito syrichta (Philippine tarsier)
Lineage: Eukaryota; Metazoa; Chordata; Mammalia; Primates; Tarsiidae
Gene: CCDC82
Product: coiled-coil domain containing 82
Exons: 7
Coding region: 11-1543 (510 amino acids)
Cellular component (GO): nucleus
Source: RefSeq, a predicted model, not a curated record
UUGAGUGAAAAUGGUACAUGUUGGAAGACGUGAAACAAGGAAAAGUUCUAAAACCCAAGUGCCUGAGCAGAAAUCGCGAGUUGAUUGGAGGCGAACUAAAAGAAAGAGCAUCUCGCAAUUAAUUGACAGUGAGGAAGAGCCUGAUAGUAGUGAAGACCUCGACGGUGAUGAAAGUGUUGGUAGUGAUGACGAGCUUGAUGGCAACAAGGGACUUGACAGCAACAAAACACCAGAAGGUGAAAGAGAGCUUGAAGCGAACAGAAUGGAGAGCGAAGGAAACAGCAGUGAGCGUCUCAUCAGCACGGAGGGCAGUUCAACAUACGAAGAAGAAAUGAACAGGACCAAGUCUAGGAGUAUUGAUUUACCAGAUGAGGAAAAAUAUCCAGGUGGAGAGAGCAACGAUCUCAGCAAACACACUGGGCAGAUAAUAGAGGAAGCUGGAGAAGAAGAACACAUCAUGCCAGGGAGAAGAAAAAGGAUAUCCUCUGUGAUGUACGACAGUGACGAGAGUGAUGACAGUGAUAUCCUCGUUAGAAAAGUAGGUGUCAAACGCCCGCGACGAGUGGUUGAAGAUGAAUGUUCUUCCAUGGAAAUGGAGCAGAACUCUGGAAAAACAUUAGCUGCACGAAAACGAGAACAGCUUCAGAAGCUGAAAGAACUCUCAAAGCAGAGAUCUCGUCAGAGACGCAGUAGUGGUAGAGACUUUGAGGACUCUGAAAAGGAAUCCUGCCCAAGCAGUGAUGAAGAGGAGGAGGACGAGGAUGAAUCUGAUGAAGAUGGAGAUGAUUAUAUCAUUGAUGACUUUGUAGUACAAGAUGAGGAGUGUGGUGACGAGAGUAAACACCAGCGAGGAGAAAAACUGACGACAUCACAACUGAAAUUAGUGAAACAGAAUUCUCUUUAUUCUUUUAGUGACCAUUAUACUCACUUUGAAAGAGUUGUGAAGGCUCUUCUGAUCAAUGCUUUGGAUGGAUCUUUUCUGGGAACAUUGUAUGAUGGCACUAGGCAAAAGUCAUAUGCACAAGAUAUGUUGACAUCUCUUCAUUAUUUGGACAACCGCUUUGUUCAGCCUCGUCUAGAGAAUUUAGCUUCUAGAAGUCGUUGGAAAGAGCAAUAUAAGGAGCGGGUAGAAAGUUAUUCCAAUGUGAGUAUUCAUUGGAAAAAACCUGAAAAUUGUGCCUGCCAGGCUUGUGGAUUGCAUCGCUACUGUAAAUAUUCCGUGCAUUUAUCAGGAAAGUUGUAUAACACCAGGACCAUGGAAACUGAUGAUUUUAUGUCACAUGAUAAACAGGUGUUCAUUGUUGGCAGAAUUUGUGCUGACCGUACCAGAAUUUAUCAUAAACUGAAACACUUUAAGUUCAAACUGUACCAGGAGUGUUGCUCCAUUGCAAAGAGAGAAGAAGCUGAAGAUGAACAGGUUAAAGAGACAGUGGACAGAAUCUUCAGUCAGUCGGAAGUACGUGACUGGAUUAAGGAGAAAUAUGAUCAACUGCAAGAUUCUCUCAACUUUGCGGAUUACUUUCAAGAUGAGAAGUUUGACUGAAUUGUAACACAUUUUCUUCAGAGAAGAUUUGAUAAAUUCCUGUGAAUGUGAAGAUCAGGAAUCUUGUUUCUGUGUAUCAUGUGACAGAUUUAUAAACUCUAUGUAUGUCUUCACGGGAAAAUAUCUUGUUUAAAACAUAUGAUCAUCUUGAUUCCCAUGAAAUGCCACUCUACAGUCUAGUAAAACUUUUAUCUGAUGUACAUAGAAAACAUAAGCCUGAUAAUUUUUAAGUUUGUACGUGUAUUUUGACAUUAUAUAAUGAUGGCUUUAUAACAGAUGACUAUCAAGUGAGUGCGUUGUUCGUGUACUGUCACUUAGUAGAAAUAUACUAGUUUGAAGUAUGCGUUUAGACUGACACCUGUGUGUAGUUGCUGAAUUCCUGUGCGCGUCUGAUUGUCGUCCUUUUGAAGUGUUAAUGCUCUUCACUGAAGUAUUUUUGACUGUCACGUCCAUCAGCGGGCCAUGGAAACGCCUCAGAGCGUCAUUCCAUUCAGUCCUCUUGUCUCAGAACCAGACCGCGUCUGCUUCAGCUGGAGAAGAGUUUUCUCUUUUUCUAAAGUUCCUCUUUCAAAUAGGCUUCAGGCCUCCAAAUCUUUUAGCCCUCAUAUUCAAGAAUAGUUUCAUGAUGUGUAUUUUCAUGCUUUAUAAUAUUCUAUUUUAUUCAAUUUUGUCUAGAUGUUGAUGACUAAGAUGUAUCUUAUUAUUUGUAUCCAUACCUUUUCCUUUAUAAGUAUAUAUGUUAGGGUCAGAAGAUCUCAGAGAGAUAAAUUCUGCCAAGAACACUUUAAAAGCAUAUUUUUGUAUCUGGGUUCCUUUGCACAUCUAAUUUUUUUCCAUAAAAUAAUAAAGUAAACAGCUGCAGGAUGAACAAAUGGA